AUGGUGAAUAAAAGCUCUCUUGCGACUCAUAUUAUUGAUCCAGACAGCGAAGUUAUGAUAUUACUGCGCAAUUCCAGUAUAGCUUUUGCCCAAUCGGAUGAAGAUAUGGUUGUCGGCCUGAGCCCUGCUGAAGAGAGCGGGCGGUCGAAGAAGAGAAAAGGAUCUAGGGCUAUUCAGACAUCACUUGAACCCACUCCACCGCCAAUAGAAGAGUCUGCCACAGAGCCUACCGAAGAGCAACCUAUCAAAGAGCCAACCAAAAGUGGACUCGUCUGUGAACCGCUGAACGAGAGUUGCUUCGGCAUCCAAGUCUCCGUGGAGCCUUUAAUACUUGCCUCCUCAGUUUUCAAAAAGAUACUCCCUGGUGGUUGGAAGGAAAGCCUUACUUAUCUGCAAAAGGGCUUGGUUGAGAUUGCUUGUGAAAGCUGGAAUAUCGAAGCGCUCUUGAUUCUGCUUCAAUGUAAGCUGUGCAUUUUUUUUUUUACGGAUACAUGGAUCAACGCUCUGGAGGAAAAAGCCCCCACAAUAUAUUCUCGAGAUGUUAUGUUGAGUGCCGGUUUAAUUACCAACUGGGAGCUUCCAAUCUCCGAUAAAGUCAUAGGAUCAAUGAAUGAACUGAGACAGGAAGCUAUCAAUGACGUGAUUCUCUUCCUUUAUAGGACACGCGAGUCCCUUCUACGCGGCAAUCGAGGGUGUGGCUUUGAGUGCAACUCCUUUUUGGGUUCGAAUUACCAAUGUCUCGUGCAGAUACUAUCGUCAUUCAAAUCAGCACAGUGGUAUACAUCGUCCUCGAGCUAUGAGUACCACCACGAUUGCUCUGACGCAUCUCCCCAUCCCUACUUGGAAGUUUGA
Messenger RNA from Aspergillus alliaceus, 852 nucleotides. RefSeq lists its product as uncharacterized. NCBI's taxonomy places the organism in Eukaryota, Fungi, Ascomycota, Eurotiomycetes, Eurotiales, Aspergillaceae. The transcript is spliced from 8 exons. Bases 1 to 852 code for a protein of 283 amino acids. The record is from RefSeq and is a predicted model, not a curated record.